Metschnikowia bicuspidata var. bicuspidata NRRL YB-4993 is the source of this 867-nucleotide messenger RNA. It is a transcript of the gene PEP12, whose product is annotated as SNAP receptor. Gene Ontology annotation, cellular component: membrane; SNARE complex; endomembrane system. Gene Ontology annotation, molecular function: SNAP receptor activity; SNARE binding. The record is from RefSeq and is a predicted model, not a curated record. Gene Ontology annotation, biological process: intracellular protein transport; Golgi to vacuole transport; vesicle fusion. NCBI's taxonomy places the organism in Eukaryota, Fungi, Ascomycota, Pichiomycetes, Serinales, Metschnikowiaceae. Bases 1 to 867 code for a protein of 288 amino acids. The transcript has a single exon.
AUGUCGUUUAGCAAUGUUUUCUCAGAAGACCUAGAGGCUGCAAGUGUCGUCUCCGCUCAUUACAAAGACUUUCCCGAAUUCGACUCCAUCUCCAAAUCCAUAGACUCCACACUCCAGGACAUCAAUCUGAAUCAGUUGGUUUCCAUCCGGAAUCUAGUCCGGGAAUACGAGAAUCUACGAGAAUCUGGAGAAGCACAAGGCGAAAAUGUGGGUGUUAUUAGCCGGAAAUAUGUGGGGCUCACUGGAAAAUGUACCGAGGCGUUCAAGAGUAUAAAUCAAUUGACACAAAGGCUUAACUCUUAUUUAAAUGAAUGCGAGGCAAAUCAUGAGGAUGAAGACACUUUGAGGUACUUGAGACAAAAGGAGGCGCUUUCCCUCAAUUUAGUCAAAAACAGUUUGCGCCAAUUUCAAAGCUGCCAGCGUAAGUUCAAAGCUUUUGAAACUGAGGUUGUCGAAACCGGUCAUGCUGCGGUUGCUGCUACUGACUCGUCUCUGGCCGGCCAGAUUCAGCAUGGAACAGAUCAGAAUCAGGUGCAAAUCACGUAUGAACCCAUCAAUGCGGAGGAACUUGAACAGCAAUCGUUGAUGGUGGAAGAGAGAGAAAGAGAGAUUCAGCAAAUUUCGCAGGAUACUCGUGAAAUCAAUGAGAUCUUCCUGAACUUGCAGGAUAUCGUACAGGAACAACAAUUCCAAGUCGAUACUAUUGAAGACAAUAUCCUCAGUUAUAGUGCUGAUGCCCGAGGCGCUUCCAGAGAACUACGUCGUGCGGAGCGUUAUCAGAGACGCUCGGGUGGUAGAAUGCUCUGUUGUCUUCUCAUUUUAAUUGGUGUCUUUGGGUCGGUGAUACUAAUCGGACUCAUUUUCUGA